AUGUCCCGCGUGCUACAGAAGCGCGUCGGGUCGUUUGGGAUCUAUCGACGAGAUGUGGCGACUGAGCCGGCCUCAUUGUUCCACGACCUUGAUACUGUACAAGCCGAACAAAGCUCGCGGACGUACACAAGCCCGGUGGGCCGUGCGUGGCAAUACACAUCAGAAUGGUCUAUCCCGUCCCGCUAUGACGCGGCGCUGCUCUCUCGGAGCGAGAUACGUGGUGCAAAGUACCAGAUAGAAGCACAGACGCGUGGCGGCCCUCAGCUAGAACCCACAGCGAAAUAG
Postia placenta MAD-698-R-SB12 is the source of this 285-nucleotide messenger RNA. RefSeq lists its product as hypothetical. The coding region runs from base 1 to 285 and encodes 94 amino acids. The record is from RefSeq and is a predicted model, not a curated record. Lineage: Eukaryota; Fungi; Basidiomycota; Agaricomycetes; Polyporales; Adustoporiaceae. The transcript has 2 exons.